UGGGUCACUCUGGCUCUGCAGAUCUCGUCGCUCUGUUUGUUCAUCUCCUUCUUCUUCUUCUUCCGUUGGCUUUGGUCUCUUCCUUGUUCUAGCGCCUCUCCGUCUCUCCGAUCAAGAAGCCCCGUCUCUCUCCGUUGGACCCCACCUCCGACCUCCCCCUCCCCCCUCUUCUUUAACUCGAGAGAAAGACACCCCCCAUCAUGAUCUCCACACACCCUCCUCCUCCUCCUCCAUUCCUCCUGAUCUGAAACGCACGCACCCUGUCUCUCUCUAUCCCCCCGUGUGUAGAAAGCAAGGAGACGGGAGAAGCGAUGAUCCAGCUCCUGUUCGCGGCGAUAUUCGCCGAAGGGUCGCUGAUACUGCUGCUGCUGUUCAGGACCCCGCUGAGGAAGCUCGCGGUCGUAGGGCUGGAUCGGGUCAAGCGCGGGCACGGGCCGGUGGUGGUCAAGACGGUGGCCGCCACCGUCUGCGUCGUGCUGGGCUCCGGCGUGCACAGCAUGGUGAAGAUCCGGCGGCGCGGGGCGGCCGAGGACGGCGGGGCCAACCCGACGGACCAGGUCCUCAUGGCCAAGCACCUGCUCGAGUCCACUCUCAUGGGAGCCACCUUGUUCCUUGCUUUGAUGAUAGACAGACUGCAUCACUACAUCAGAGAGCUCCGACUGCGAAGGAAGAGCAUGGAGGCUGCGAAGAAACAGACCCGACCCUUUGAGGACGGGAAAAACGGGAACUCAGAGGAGCUCAAGAACUUGGAGGAGGAGACGAGAGCUUUGAGAGAGAAAGUCAAGCAGCUGGAAUUGGAUCUCAAGACGAGGAUCAAGGACGUGCACGCCGCAGAAGCCAACUCGAUCGCUCUGAGGAAACAAUCAGAAGGGUUCCUUCUUGAAUAUGACCGUCUGCUCGAGGAAAACCAAAACUUGCGGAACCAGCUGCAAUCACUGGAUCGGAGGUUGUCGCGUUCGGGAAGCAAGAAGAACACCUGAGAGGCUAGCUAAUCUUUUCGGUGUAGACAAAAACUGUUCAUUGUACUCUGUUCUUGGUUUCAUUUUAUCUGUUCUUGUUUUCUUAGUGUGUAUAUUUUGGAAGCUGAGGCAUUUGUUCAGGUUGGUUAUACCUGUGGUUGAAUCACAUUUGGGUUUUGUUAAGAUGAAGAGAAUGACAAGGAAAAAAGGGGACAAAGGUUGGAAAA
This is a messenger RNA of Syzygium oleosum, 1186 nucleotides long. RefSeq lists its product as uncharacterized. The record is from RefSeq and is a predicted model, not a curated record. Lineage: Eukaryota; Viridiplantae; Streptophyta; Magnoliopsida; Myrtales; Myrtaceae. Bases 312 to 980 code for a protein of 222 amino acids. The transcript has 2 exons. Gene Ontology annotation, cellular component: endoplasmic reticulum; endoplasmic reticulum membrane. Gene Ontology annotation, biological process: endoplasmic reticulum to Golgi vesicle-mediated transport; intracellular protein transport.